AUGUCCGUGUCCAAGUGGACUGUUGCUGUGGGGUUGUCUCUUACACUAUCCGUACUACAGUCCACAUAUCCUGGUCUGUCGGGCUCCAUCGCAAGUUACACCACGAUCCUGCGGCCGUCGGCACCGCCAAACUCCAUGCCCCAUUUCGACCCAACCGCUGCUUUUUGCAUCUUCGGCUUCAAGUCUCAUGCGGCUGCCCGCUCGCUGUGCUGCGCGCCUUGGCUGCCGCCUGAUGGCUGUUACUCGUCGCCGAUGCGACAGCCAAGCAUCACGCCCAACUGUGGGACGUGUCGAAACCUCUGGAACCCUCUCCGCAGUGCCCUCUUGACCUGA
This is a messenger RNA of Colletotrichum spaethianum, 333 nucleotides long. RefSeq lists its product as uncharacterized. The record is from RefSeq and is a predicted model, not a curated record. The transcript has a single exon. Lineage: Eukaryota; Fungi; Ascomycota; Sordariomycetes; Glomerellales; Glomerellaceae. Bases 1 to 333 code for a protein of 110 amino acids.